CACCUAUACCGUAUAUGCCACUGCCACGUCUUCAGAAUGUGAUAGUGCAUUGAUAGGUACAUCUGCUUCACUCAUAAUUGUUAGUGGAGUAAUUCUUCCAAUAUGUAUCGCUUUUAUCUUUUAUUAUCGGCGUCACGGAAUGGCAACCCAAUCAGGACAAAACACACAGCAAAAUGUGGUCGACAAUCGAAAGUCAGGAGCAACACAUGAUGUAAGGGAGCAUGGUGCUUCUGAA
This is a messenger RNA of Racocetra persica, 235 nucleotides long. The record is from the annotation of a GenBank genome assembly. NCBI's taxonomy places the organism in Eukaryota, Fungi, Glomeromycota, Glomeromycetes, Diversisporales, Gigasporaceae.